Molecule: messenger RNA, 2619 nt
Organism: Lates calcarifer (barramundi perch)
Lineage: Eukaryota; Metazoa; Chordata; Actinopteri; Centropomidae
Product: CYFIP-related Rac1 interactor B
Exons: 11
Coding region: 209-1189 (326 amino acids)
Biological process (GO): regulation of actin filament polymerization; positive regulation of T cell activation
Molecular function (GO): small GTPase binding
Source: RefSeq, a predicted model, not a curated record
GGCUCAUUGAUUGGCUCAGUGUUCAGUUCCUCCUGAGGAAAUCACUCCUUUUAUAGUUAACGGAGCGCCGAGCCGCUGUUUUCCGGGUUCACACUCGCUCAGCAUGUAGAGGAGGCGGACCGCCGGGAGACACCUGGACCACCGCGGACACACCGGAGCCCGGACACACGGCAUCGAUCCGCACGUAUCGAUCAGCUAUCAGAGAAGCAUGGGGAACCUGAUCAAAGUGUUGACCAGAGACAUCGACAACAAUGGAGGAAACUUCUUCCUGGACUUUGAGAACGCUCAGCCCUCACAGUCGGAGACGGCGGUGUGGGAGAAGGUGAACCAGGUGCUGACGGAGGCUCGGGUCAUCCUGGACGACCUGCAGGCGUACAGAGGAGCAGGAGAGGAGAUACGACAGGCCAUCCAGAAUCCCUCAGUGGAGGGGGUCCAGGAGAAGGCCUGGUCCGCUGUGGUUCCUCUGGUCACUAAACUCAAAACCUUCUACGAGUUCUCCCAGAAGCUCGAGUCCAGUCUGCAGUGUCUUCUGGACGUCCUCACCAGCUCCGGGUCGACUCCCACUCAGCACCUGGAGCAGAAACAGGCUCUGGCUCGUCAGUUCGCCCACAUCCUGCACUUCACGCUGCGCUUCGACGAGCUCAAGAUGACCAACCCGGCCAUCCAGAACGACUUCAGCUACUACCGCCGAACCAUCAGCCGCAUGAGGAUCAACAACCUGUCUGCUGACACAGGGAGCGAGGUCAACAACGAGCUGGCCAAUCGGAUGUCUCUGUUUUACGCCAGCGCCACGCCGAUGCUGAAGACGCUGAGUGACGCCACGUCAAAGUUCGUCUCAGACAAUCCAGACGUCCCGAUCGAAAACACGACGGACUGUCUGAGUACGAUGGCCAGUGUGUGUAAAGUGAUGCUGGAAACACCGGAGUACCGCAGUCGUUUCACCAGUGAGGAGACGGUGUUGUUCUGCCUCCGUGUGAUGGUCGGCGUCAUCAUCCUGUACGACCACGUUCACCCGGCUGGAGCCUUCGUUAAGACCUCCAACAUAGACAUGAAAGGCUGCAUCAGACUGCUGAAGGAGCAGCCGCCCAGCAGUGUGGAGGGACUACUCAACGCUCUCAGGUAUACGACCAAACAUCUGAACGAUGAGACUACCUCCAAGCAAAUCAAAAACAUGUUGCAGUCAAAUUAACUCCACGCUUGUUUUUUUUUUUUUUUUUGUGGUGUUUUGGUCCAAAUUUCAAAAGAACUACUGAACAAACCUUUAGCUAAUAUUCCUUUGUUUAACCUCAUGUGUUGUUUUUUAUUUCUCAAUUGAAAAAAAAUGCUGUUUUUGUUGUUGUAAAAAAAAAGAAGAGAAAAAGAGAGAGAAUCCUUUUAGCUGGAUGUUCCCAGGAAAGAUGAGCUGCGUUCACAUCACGUCAGAUUAACAACACACACACUCUGUUAAACAGGAGACUGAACUAAAUUGAAUGAACUAAAACUGGAUCUGAAGCUGCAGAUUAUUCAGAGAUUCAUUCAGGUUGUGGUGUUGUGUUCACUGGUCCUGCUGCAGCUGGGUCUGUUUGAUUUAAAGAUUUAAAGAUGGCGUCUGUUGGUCUGAUGUGAGCUGUGAACGCAGCUCAGUUUGUUACAGUUUGUUGUUCACGUCGUCUCUUCAGCUCCUUUUCCACCAAAAGAGCCUUUUUCAAAAACCCAGGAACUUUUCCCUCGGCUCCUAGGCUGCAGCUUCUACCUCAGACAAAGUCUCUGUGGCCGAGGUCGUAGUUUUCAGUCGACCUCCAGGACUGAGCAUCAAUCAGCCACAAUCUCCAGGGAAAACUACAGUUGAUUAAAACUAGAGUUUCAUUUCUCCUUCAGUCAUCAGGGCAUCAAACACCAGCAAUCCUGAACGUCACCUUGUGAUCUGACCUGCAGGAAAACAGACGUACUCUCAGACGCUGUAGAUCCUGAACUCUGGAAUCAGGAGAGAAAUGUGACUCUGCACAGUCAAAAGCAACCACAGCUGAUACGAAUCAAGCAAACCUUCAGUUCUACAUCCACACAAACGAAUCUGAACGACCUGAGUGCUCGUUGAUCUGCAGCAGAGGCUGUUUUUAGCCUUUAGGUUACAGAUGAGCUGCUGUUAAAAUGAGUAAAUGAGAGACUUUCUGAAAGUUUAGACCUCGGUCAUUUGUUGUUUUAGUUCCUAACCUCUGCGUUCAGCUUUGAACAGCGGUUCCUGGGUGUUUGAAGUUUCAGAUUCUUUGGUGGAGAAGGGUCAAAGUUUAGAGGCCGGUCUGUUUGGAUGUUGGUUUCACUGACAUCUGGUAAAAAUCAAACAGGGACAUUUCAGACUGAUAUUUGUGGGUUGACCCGGUGACUGUGUGAGGAGGAGGGACUGAGCUAACAGAAGGAGAACCACUGUGACGAGGACGGUACUGAAACGAGGGAAACCUCAGACUGAUGUGAUUUUCUUGAUGUUUGAACUGAUGUGAGAUCAGUGGGACUGCUGACUGGAAACUUUUACAAGCUUUUGAUUUUGCCUUGUAUGUUCACGCUGCAGUGCCACGGACUGGAUGGCAUUAACUGUUUUUAAUGAUUUAUGUGUUGGCCAAAUAAAGUUUUUACAUUUUUCAGAAA